Colletotrichum karsti is the source of this 1743-nucleotide messenger RNA. RefSeq names its product het domain-containing protein. NCBI's taxonomy places the organism in Eukaryota, Fungi, Ascomycota, Sordariomycetes, Glomerellales, Glomerellaceae. The coding region runs from base 1 to 1743 and encodes 580 amino acids. The record is from RefSeq and is a predicted model, not a curated record. The transcript has 2 exons.
AUGAGGGUUCUGGAUACGACGACCCUAGAGCUCGUGGAGUUCCACGACCUACCCCUCAAACCUUACGUGACUCUAUCUCACACGUGGGGCCGGGGCGAGGUCACCUUUCAAGAGAUGACGGCCCUACACGCCGAAGAGGGCAGCAGCAAACGGCGUAAAGCCGCCAUCCGACAGAAACGCGGGUUCCGGAAGAUAAGCACGACCUGCGCCAAGGCGAGGGACGACGGCUUCGCCUACGCCUGGGUCGACACCUGCUGCAUCGACAAGACGAGCAGCGCGGAGCUCUCCGAGUCCAUCAACUCCAUGUUCCGCUGGUACCAGGAGUCCGCGAUAUGCUACGCCUACCUGGUCGACGUGUCUACCGCCGACGACGUCGUCGACGUCUGGGACGAGGCCCGCUUCGACCGCGACGGGCUGUUCGCGGCGAGCCGCUGGUUCACCAGGGGCUGGACGCUCCAGGAGCUGCUUGCGCCCGAGGUCGUCGAGUUCUACGCCGCCGACUGGACCGAGAUCGGCACCAAGUCAUCUUUGGCAUCGCGCAUCGCCGGCAUCACGAAGAUCGACGUCGACGUGCUGGAGGGGAAGAAAUCCAUCAGGCGUCGCUGCGCGGCGGAGCGGCUGUCGUGGGCCGCGGCGAGGCAGACCACCCGGAUGGAGGACAUGGCCUACUCUCUACUUGGAAUCAUGGACGUGAACAUGCCGCUGCUGUACGGGGAGGGCAAGCGCGCUUUCAUGCGACUGCAGGAGGCCAUGCUGAAGGAGAGGGAGGACUACUCCCUGCUGCUGCCGAACCUGGCGACGUACAUCACGGCGAUGCUCAGGGAGACCGUCUCGCCUCCGGGGGACGUCACCGUGUCGUUGGGCGAAGACUCGAGCCGGGCUCCCCCGCUGGCCGAGGACCCGAGUGAUUUCCGCGUGGAAGACCCGAGCAUCUGGUCGUACGCCAUGGUCGACUACUGGACGGCCACGGAAUCCGCGAUGGGCACGGAGAGCCACCACGCGCCGUAUCUCAGUCCCAGAGGCCUUCAGAUCUGUCUGCGGCCGGGCGGCGAACCCGGCGGCGCGAACGAUUCGAAGCGGUUGAUGUCGCGGCGUUUCGACACCUAUUGUAGAACGAUGAACCACUGCAUCUUCAUCGGACUCAGCGGCAGUCCCAUCGGCAGCAACUUCGUGCGCACGCGCGCCUUCGACUUGGUCCCCUUCGACGGGAGGGACAGGUCCUGGAAGCGAAACAUCAUCAACAGGUUCCAGAGCAUCUGCAUCCUCCAGCUCGGGACCAGGGCGCUGACGCACAGGAGCCAGCGCAACUUGAGGUUAGGAGAGGGUGUUUCGUCGUCUGGGUGGAUCGUGGACGCCUCUUCUCUUUCUACCCUGGAGAUGGUGUGGUUCGACGAACUAGAUGACAACUUGGCAAUCGGGCCCGAGAUAUGGCAACGAGUUGUUGCCAUGGGAUGGUGCUAUGGAGCUCCGGGAGAGGCUGGACCUUUUCUGUUCGCCGUGGGUGACCACUGGUCUGCGAUAUUAACACAGAGCGAAUGUCGAAGUCGUGGUAUUGUAACGGGCAACUCGGAACGGUGUACGGCGGCAAUGACAGAUGCGAUUCGCACCAAAGUCUCUGAAAAGGGCCCGGACCGACAGUUCAUUCGUCUCCGGGAAGUCGUUAUUCAGGUCACGUUUAGAAAUACCGGCGCGGACGAAGCCAUCGGCACACUCACGCUCACAGCUCAUUGGAAGACGAAGUAG